This is a messenger RNA of Mytilus trossulus (common blue mussel), 1149 nucleotides long. RefSeq names its product acetylcholine receptor subunit alpha-1-B-like. The transcript has a single exon. Gene Ontology annotation, molecular function: transmembrane signaling receptor activity; acetylcholine-gated monoatomic cation-selective channel activity. Lineage: Eukaryota; Metazoa; Mollusca; Bivalvia; Mytilida; Mytilidae. The record is from RefSeq and is a predicted model, not a curated record. Gene Ontology annotation, cellular component: neuron projection; plasma membrane; synapse. Gene Ontology annotation, biological process: nervous system process; signal transduction; monoatomic ion transmembrane transport. The coding region runs from base 1 to 1149 and encodes 382 amino acids.
AUGUUAUAUGACGUUCAAUGUCAGAAUAAAUCAAAUAUAAAACAGUUAUAUAGUGAUGUGUUUUCAAAUUACCAAAAAUCAAUUGUACCAAAUUCUGAUUUUUCUUCACCUCUAAAUAUUACUGUGAGUUUAUUUUUGAUCACCAUAACUCGUUUUCAAGAGGUUGACCAGACGCUUGAUCUGGCAGCUGGAAUAAGUGCGAGUUGGAUAGAUGAGGACUUAUCGUGGAAUUCGUCAUCAUAUGGUAAUGCAGAAAACAUAGUGGUACCUUUGACCGAUGUUUGGACCCCAAAGUUUUUACUUGCAAACUCAGUUACAACUUAUGAACCGUUAGGUGGAAACAACGCUAAUUUUGCGACACUCAAAAGCACUGGUGAGGUGGCUAUAUUUGUUGGCGACGUAUUGUCAUCUAAGUGUACAACAAAUAUAUAUAAGUUUCCGUUUGAUUCUCAGACGUGUUAUCUGAUAUUCUUUGUGUCGAGUAUGACAUCGGAAACAGUUACAUUGAAUCCAGCUUUUAAUCCUGUUGAACUAUCCUUUUUCACACCAAAUUCGGACUGGUCAUUACAAUCAUAUAAAGGUGAAACGUCAAUUUGGAAUGGGUAUUCUAUAUUUACCUUCACACUAACAAUACAACGUUCGCCUUUAUAUUACACAGUAUUAGUGUGUCUUCCUACUAUAUUGUUUGGAUUACUCAAUCCAAUGGUGUUUCUACUUCCGGUAGAAUCUGGAGAACGAAUAGGACUUUCAAUAACUAUAUUACUGUCUUAUGCAAUAUUUUUGUCCAUGGUACAAACGGCUAUACCAGCAACGUCCAAUCCAAUGAGUCUUCUCUUAAUCAUAAUGAUUGUUACUAUAUCCUUAAGUGGAAUCAUUCUGGCUUUAACAAUUUACAUAUCUUUGCUUUAUCAUAGAGAUCUAAAGACUAAAAUGAAUUUUUUCUGGAGGUAUAUUGGGACACGAAAAAAUACAUUAAAAGGCGUGCAGCCAUUUACAAACGAUUGUGAAGGAGAGAAUAUGAAAUCGUGGACAGAGACAAGUCCAUCUUGGAAGGAUGUUUGCGAGGGAUUAGACAAUAUCGUGAUGGUUAUAUCUUACUGUAUCUUAUUCAUUAUCAACUUUGCAUACUUUAUAGCUGUAUUGAGUUGA